AUCACUUCGAUCUACAACUCCUUCUCAUCCACUAAAAUGGCCUUUAAGUUUGUCAUCCUCGCCUGCUUCGUGGCUGUGGCGCGAGCUGGACUGGCUCCAGCAGCUGUCGCCGCCCCUGUGGUAGCGGCCGCACCCGUAGCCGCCAGGCUGGAGGAGUUCGACCCUGUCCCACAGUACAACUUCGGAUACAAUGUAGCCGACUCCCUCACUGGUGACUACAAGAGUCAGACGGAACAGCGUAACGGCGACCUCGUUCAAGGACAGUACUCCCUGGUGGACUCCGAUGGCACGCGGCGUGUGGUGGACUACACUGCCGACUCAGUGAACGGCUUCAACGCUGUGGUGCGCAAGGAGCCGCUGGUGGCCGCCGCGCCCGCCGUUGUCGCCGAGCCCGCCGUGGUGCCCGCCCGUCUUGCCGCCGCUCCCGUGGCCGCUGCCCCAAUCGCCGCCGCGCCGGUCGUGGCUGCCAGAUACGCAGCUGCCCCUGUAGCCUACACUGCUGCGUACGCCCCCGCGGCUAGGCUGGCAUACCCCGCGCCGGUGGCCGCCGCCUACACGUCAUCUUUCGCGCGGUACGCAGCGGCUCCCUUCGCCUACCCUGCUGCUGCACCCAUCGUAGCCGUUUAAACAUCUGCUACCCGUUUCCUAAUGACUGACAACUAUGGCUAAUACAAUUUUUAAAUGAUA
Messenger RNA from Helicoverpa zea (corn earworm), 687 nucleotides. Its product is annotated as larval cuticle protein A2B-like. The record is from RefSeq and is a predicted model, not a curated record. Gene Ontology annotation, cellular component: extracellular matrix. NCBI's taxonomy places the organism in Eukaryota, Metazoa, Arthropoda, Insecta, Lepidoptera, Noctuidae. The transcript has 2 exons. Bases 37 to 627 code for a protein of 196 amino acids.